This is a messenger RNA of Cylicocyclus nassatus, 2768 nucleotides long. NCBI's taxonomy places the organism in Eukaryota, Metazoa, Nematoda, Chromadorea, Rhabditida, Strongylidae. The record is from the annotation of a GenBank genome assembly.
UUUAGCAUAAUGCGGAUAUCGCUGCUCAUUCUUGUACUAUGCACCACUACAUUAGCUGAUGAAGACUACUACAAACUUCUUGGUAUUGAACGGGAUGCAGACGAUAGGACUAUUCGAAAAGCGUUCAAGAAAUUAGCUAUACAAAAACAUCCAGAUAAGAAUACGGAUAACCCAAAAGCUCACGCUGAAUUUGUAAAAAUUAACAAAGCUUACGAAGUGCUGAAAGAUGAGGAAACCCGGAAGAAGUACGAUCAGUUCGGAGAAAAAGGCUUGGAAGAUGGUUUCCAAGGAGGAAACACUUACCAGUCAUGGCAAUUCUAUAACGAGAAUUUUGGAAUUUAUGAUGACGAUCCAGAAAUUGUCACUUUAAAUAGAGCAGAUUUCCAGCGGCAGGUGUCUGAGUCGAAUGAAAUGUGGUUUAUCAAUUUCUAUUCUACUUAUUGCUCACAUUGCCAUCAAUUAGCCCCCACUUGGCGAAAGUUCGCGAAGGACAUGGAAGGAGCUGUUCGAAUAGGCGCCGUGAAUUGCGCUGAAGAUCCAGGAUUAUGCCAAUCACAACGAGUUUAUGCGUAUCCAUCUCUCGUAAUUUAUCCUACGGGUGAGUUCUUCCAAGGUCCGCGGGAACUCGAGCUGCUCGAAGACUUCAUUUUACAAAGAAUGACAGCUGAGGUUCUCCACCUAAAAUCCGAGAAUUUUGAAGCUCUUGUUACUGACUGGCAACCCUAUAACACUCGGCCAUGGAUCAUAGACUUCUGCGAUGAAACGGAAUCAUGUCUUUCGUCGAUCAAUAGGCAAAAGCUGGCAGCUAUGCUAGAGGGUCUUGCAAAUGUGGGAACAAUAGACUGCUCAAUGAGUGGUGAGCACGAGUUGUGCGAGCUGUUAGAUGCAUCGUCUGGUGCUUUGUACUAUCCGGCCAGAAAGGUGCAGAAGAGUUAUGAGCAGAGAAUGGAAACUUUGGAUCCGAAAGAACUUGCUGAAAAAGCGCUGAGUUAUUUGGAUGAUAUUGAAGAAAUGAAAGAAAAGGAGCUUCAAAUUAUUUUAGACGAAGGAGAAGCAGCAUAUCCGACGGCAGUGCUUUUUGUUCCGAACAGAGAUGCUUUGAAAGAGCUGAAGGACUAUAAGAAAUUGCCGGUUGCUUUGCCAGAUGUCAGAGUUGCCUUUGCUGAUUGCUCCAAACUUAUGGAUGUAUGCCGCAAUAUGCUUGAUAUGACGAAACUUCCUCAAUUUGUCACUUUCAAAACUACAGGAGGAUAUGAAAUUGAUUACGCCAGCAAAAAGACCUACCACGACGCACGAGCAUUCAUCAAAGAGUCUUUGGCUUCAACCGUGCAUGUUCUUGACGAGGAGGCAUAUGCUGCGGCAGUAAGAAGUGGAGAAUUGUGGAUAGUCGACUAUUUUGCGCCGUGGUGUCCGCCGUGUCUGAGACUCAUUGGAGAGUAUCAUCGUUUGCAUUUCCUUAUCAAUCAAAAUGAUGAAGUGCUUUCGAAGCUCAAAAUUGGACUGAUUGAUUGCCAGAAGUAUAACUACAUUUGCCAGCAGGCCGGCGUCUCGAGUUAUCCUACUAGCGCUUUGUAUACUUUGGACGGCAAAGUUCACAAGUUUAUUGGACAUCAUGCAGCACAAACAGUUCUGGAGUUGAUCGACAAUGCUCUGAAUCCAGCUGUCGAUGAAUUAACGCCCGACCAGUUCGUACAACUCGUCGACGGACGCAACAGCGAUGAAACAUGGGUGGUAGACUUCUUUGCUCCUUGGUGUGGACCCUGUCAACAACUAGCACCAGAGCUGCAAAAAGCAGCGCGUGCUCUUCGCGAUUAUGAUGAGAAAGUGCAUGUGGGUUCGGUCGAUUGUCAGGCAUACGCACAGUUUUGUAGUCAACAAGGCGUCAACGCUUAUCCAUCUGUCCGGCUAUAUCCUGCAGUGAAUACGAAACGGAGGAUGCAAGCAUACUACUCCUAUCCUCAGAACAUGUGGCGAAACUCAGACAGCAUCCAAAGAUGGGUUUAUGGAAUGCUUCCAUCAUUGGUGACCAAUCUCGGCAACGACUACUGGACAACGGUGCUUGAUUCCGACGAACCUUGGCUUGUCGAUUUUUAUGCACCUUGGUGCGGACACUGCGUUCAGUUCUCUCCAGUUUAUGAUCAAAUCGCUAAGGCGUUGGACGGAAAAGUGAAAUGUGCAAAAGUAGACUGUGAUCAGUGGCCAGGAGUAUGUCAAGGAGCUCAGAUACAAGCCUAUCCUACUGUCCGAUUUUACAAGGGCCGGCAACGAGGAAAACGGCAAGACGUUUGGGGUCUACAAAUACAAGCUCAGGAUAGAAAUACGGUUGUGCAAGUAGUGGAAAGCCAAUUAGAACAGUUACACGACGAGCUAUAGGUACUAGUCCUGAAUAAUCAAGGCCAAAUUCCGUGCUGAUAGCACAAUGUUUGGCGGUUUCUGCCUAGUCUAAAAUGUACAAGAAUAUGUCUUAGCAUAUUACCGCAAUUUCAUCUCGAUUUUCUCAAAAACAUAUCCCUUAACUAUUUGACUGCCUUUCUUUAACUACCAUUUAAAAGUGCUGAUCUUUGCUUCUCAAAAGUAUGUAUGCUGAGCAUAAUAACGUGUUUUUGAAUACGGUUUGAUUUCGCCUUCUCUUGUUGUCCUUUCUCUUCUGGUUAUGGUUGUACCCUUCUGUGUUGAAAUCAUGGAUUCUCUUGAUGUUUACCUAAACUCAUAAAGCCAUUGAGCUCUUACCUGUACAGGGAACGAAGUUACACCAUCAUGUUCAAGAG